Lycium barbarum (goji berry) is the source of this 2109-nucleotide messenger RNA. RefSeq names its product ADP-ribosylation factor-like protein 8a. NCBI's taxonomy places the organism in Eukaryota, Viridiplantae, Streptophyta, Magnoliopsida, Solanales, Solanaceae. Gene Ontology annotation, molecular function: GTP binding; GTPase activity. The record is from RefSeq and is a predicted model, not a curated record. The coding region runs from base 1270 to 1827 and encodes 185 amino acids. Gene Ontology annotation, biological process: protein transport. The transcript has 6 exons.
AUUAAUGACUUUGGUGCUGGUGUCUUCGUAUUUGUUUUGUUUGAGAUUUCUGGAAUUUGAAAUAAAAAGAUAUGAUUUUUGCAUCUUCUUUUGUUUGUUGGGAUGAUCUUUAAUUGUUAGAGAACUCGUCUUUGAUUUGCUGAGGCACCAAUGUGAGUCUGUGAGUUUUAUCAUGAAACUUGUAUAGUAGUGGUCAUCGUAUUCCCGCGUAUCUUACAGCGGAAAAGAAAUUGAAGUGGGAGAUAGAUGGCAGCAAACAUUCAGUCUGUUUAUCAGAUGUGGGCAGAACAAGGUUUUGGAUUGAGGCUAUGACAUGUUGAACUGUCUAUAAAAAGAUGUUUUUUUCAACUCUAUCCACACAAUUCCACUUAUCUUGUCCUCUUUGUCCACUUCUGAAAGCGUUACGGCGGGGAGAAGUCUCAGAGGUCAUUGGACCUCUUUAUUGUAUUGUACUUCACUACUACACCUCCCACCAAGGCACGCGUCGAACAUUAAAAGAUUGUUUCUUUAAAUAGUGCAAGGAGAUUUUCUAGUUUGAAACGACAAGAAUCUGUUUUGUCUUUCAGUACAAGUGAGCGUUUUAGGAUAAACCUCUCACUUGGCACCGGCAGUUCUCAUUCCCACUUGUCAUAUUGUACCGCUGAAAAUAUGUAGAGUAAAUCUUUUGCUAGCUAUAAGAAGGGAUUUCAUGUCUUCCCUUCCUAGGAUCCCGUGCCAGCUGAAAUCGUGUUUCUUUUCCCUUAGAUGGUCUCUUAUUAUUCUCUUUGUCCAUGACAAGGGCUUGAGAACUUAUUCCUUUUGUCAGUGUAUCCUUUUGGUUUAUUUACUUUCCAGAUUUGGCUGGACCAUUUCCCUUCUUUACCUCUUAUUUGAUUUUUCCACCUAAAUCCUCGAAAUUCUUGUAGCUUUUUGACUUUUCUAAGUUUCUUGCAAAAUAAUUUGUGUCUUCAGAGUCAUUGCUGUAGACAUAUUCUUUGCCUGGUCAGUGAUUGACCACCUCUUAUCAGAAAAAUAAAGUUUAUAUAUCUGGCUGGAACGCCUUUUUAUAUUUCUAAAAGAACCAGAUACUGACUAGUGAAAGUGAAACAAUUUUUAAAAUAAAUCUUCAGGGCCGUUUCUGCUUUUGUUUAUUUGGCAAUUUGUUUCCCUUAAGCUUCCAUCGUAUGCAGGUUCAACUGGGGUGGUUCCAGAAAUGAAUGGACCAAAAAACUAAUAGCUGGCAGAUUUUAAGAUGUCACCAUCCGUUCUUCAGUCUUGUGUCAACCCACCAUGCUGAGCACUUUAGAUCUUGUAGUUGCUAUUAGCUUAAGCCUCUUCUUUAAGCAGGAAAUGGAGCUUUCACUGAUAGGAUUACAAAAUGCAGGAAAAACCUCUCUUGUAAAUGUUAUUGCUACUGGUGGAUACAGUGAAGACAUGAUACCAACUGUGGGAUUUAACAUGCGCAAAGUGACUAAAGGAAAUGUCACCAUAAAAUUGUGGGAUCUUGGAGGUCAACCCAGAUUCCGCAGUAUGUGGGAGAGAUACUGUCGUGCAGUUUCUGCUAUAGUUUAUGUUGUUGAUGCUGCUGACCCUGAUAACCUCAGCAUUUCAAGUAGUGAACUCCAUGACCUUCUGAGCAAGCCAUCACUCAGUGGUAUUCCAUUGCUGGUGCUGGGAAACAAGAUCGACAAGGCUGGUGCCCUGUCCAAACAGGCUUUGACUGACCAGAUGGAAUUGAAAUCAAUAACUGACAGAGAAGUGUGCUGCUAUAUGAUCUCGUGCAAGAAUUCCACCAAUAUUGACUCAGUCAUUGAUUGGCUUGUUAAGCACUCGAAAUCAAAGAGCUAAGGAUAUCAAAAACUUUUUUGUAGUGGUGCUGAUUUGUAUGUUAAAUUCGCGAGGCUAUUGGUUUUUGCUGCUGGUUUCUCCAGAGUUCUUUUGUAUUGUAAAUUAAAUUAUUUUGUCAAUUGAAUGAGUUGUUACAUGUUUUUUUCUUUUUGCGUUCUUCUGUCUCAACUCUCUCUAUUGUGUGUGCCAUUCCUCUUAGUGUUUAUGGCACGAAUUUGUGUGAAAGGAUGGAUCUUUUAUUUAUUAGUAGAAGAAUACUAAGUUAUCAUAAUAUUUCUGUUA